Setaria italica (foxtail millet) is the source of this 1939-nucleotide messenger RNA. RefSeq names its product alanine aminotransferase 2. The record is from RefSeq and is a predicted model, not a curated record. Gene Ontology annotation, biological process: biosynthetic process. Gene Ontology annotation, molecular function: pyridoxal phosphate binding; L-alanine:2-oxoglutarate transaminase activity. NCBI's taxonomy places the organism in Eukaryota, Viridiplantae, Streptophyta, Magnoliopsida, Poales, Poaceae.
UGCCGGAGACGCAAAAAUCGCUCGAGCGGAAAAACGGAGGCCCUGUCGAGAAAGAGAUUCACACUUGCCUUCCUCCCACCUACCCACGUCAGCCUCACGCCAUCACGCACCCUUACUCUCCGCGAGCGCCGUCGUCGGCCGCAUCGCUGUCGUCGGUCGCCAUCCGCGCAUCGCCGCCGCCAGCCCGCCAUGCGCCGGUUCGCCGCCGACAGGGCGCGCCGCGCGGUGGCCGCGUCCCUGCGCGGCGCCGCCUCCUCCUCCAGAUCAGCCCCGCUGCCGUUGCCCCUCGCUCCGGCGCAGCGCCAUCCAGCGCCCCCCAUGGGGGCAGCGGCGAUGGCGGCGGCCAUGGCGAGGACCAUGUCCACGGCGGCCGCGGGCACGCCCGCAGUGUCCCUGGACACCAUCAACCCCAAGGUUUUGAAGUGUGAAUAUGCAGUUCGAGGAGAGAUUGUUACACAUGCUCAGAACUUACAACAAGAAUUGCAGAAAAACCCAGAUUCACUUCCUUUUGAUGAGAUACUUUACUGCAAUAUUGGAAAUCCUCAAUCCCUUGGCCAACAGCCAGUUACAUAUUUCAGAGAAGUCCUCUCUUUGUGUGAUCAUCCAGCUCUCUUGGACAAAAGUGAAACUCAUGCUUUGUACAGUUCAGAUGCUAUAGAGAGAGCAUGGCAAAUUCUAGACAAGAUACCAGGAAGAGCAACGGGAGCCUAUAGCCAUAGUCAGGGUAUAAAAGGUUUGCGUGAUGAAAUUGCUGCUGGAAUUGCUGCCCGUGAUGGGUUUCAUGCCAGCGGAGACAACAUCUUCCUAACAGAUGGAGCAAGCCCAGCAGUUCACAUGAUGAUGCAAUUGUUGAUUAGGUCUGAGAAGGAUGGCAUUCUCUGCCCUAUUCCGCAGUACCCGCUGUACUCUGCAUCAAUUGCUCUUCAUGGUGGUUCCCUUGUUCCUUAUUUCCUUGAUGAAGAGACAGGGUGGGGACUUGAGGUUGAUGAGCUAAAGAAACAACUUGAGGAGGCUCGAUCUAAGGGCAUCACUGUCAGGGCGCUUGUUGUCAUAAAUCCUGGAAAUCCAACUGGACAGGUUCUCGCUGAGGAAAACCAAAAGAAAAUUGUUGAAUUCUGUAAAAAUGAAGGACUUGUUCUUCUUGCAGAUGAGGUUUACCAAGAAAAUAUAUAUGUUGAAGACAAGCAAUUCCACUCAUUCAAAAAAAUUGCACGAUCAUUGGGAUACACUGAUGAUGAUCUUCCUUUAGCAUCAUUCCAGUCGGUUUCUAAAGGCUACUAUGGAGAAUGUGGAAAACGAGGUGGUUACAUGGAGAUAACUGGGUUCAGUCCUGAAGUGCGGGAACAGAUUUACAAGGUGGCAUCAGUAAAUCUAUGCUCCAAUGUCUCAGGCCAAAUUCUUGCUAGCCUUGUUAUGAACCCACCAAAGACUGGGGAUGAAUCCUUUGAAUCCUUCAUGGUAGAGAGGGAUGGCAUCCUUUCAUCAUUGGCUCGGCGUGCAAAGGCUUUGGAAGAAGCAUUCAAUAGUUUAGAAGGUAUCACAUGCAACAAAGCUGAGGGUGCAAUGUAUCUGUUCCCACGCCUUCAUUUACCCCAGAAGGCAAUUGGGGCUGCCCAAGCUGCUGGCACUCCCCCAGAUGCAUACUACGCCAAACGCCUCCUAGAAGCCACAGGAAUUGUUGUAGUCCCUGGUUCUGGUUUUGGACAGGUCCCUGGAACAUGGCACUUCAGAUGCACGAUCUUUCAUCCUUUGGAUCCUACAGCCAAACUGAUCCCAGCUUUUGUCACGGGCAAAUGUUAGAUGAAACUUUACAGAAUCUCAAGCGUGGCAAAACCAUACUUCUGUUUAGGCUACAGGCUCCUGGCCCUGAUUUGUACAAACUUACCCGAAUUUUGAGGUCAAUUGAAAUGCCUCAGCACAUCCCUGAAAUUCUGCCUUA